Messenger RNA from Penicillium samsonianum, 708 nucleotides. RefSeq names its product histidine phosphatase family protein. Gene Ontology annotation, molecular function: phosphatase activity. The record is from RefSeq and is a predicted model, not a curated record. Lineage: Eukaryota; Fungi; Ascomycota; Eurotiomycetes; Eurotiales; Aspergillaceae. The transcript has a single exon. Bases 1 to 708 code for a protein of 235 amino acids. Gene Ontology annotation, cellular component: cytoplasm.
AUGUCAUUCCGGUUACAUCUCAUCCGACACGCAGAGGGAACCCACAAUCCCGGUCACGACACAACCAUUCUCGACCCUCCAUUGACAGAAAAAGGGAUCGAACAAUCCCUACAGCUCUGUCAAGUCUUUCCGUUCAAGGAGAGUGUAGGUCUAGUAGUGACAUCUCCACUCCGACGCACUCUCCAAACAGCCCGUCUGGGCUUCCAACAAAGCAUCGAUGAGAAGUAUUGCGCCCAAGGCUCCGGCGCAGGAGUUCAAAAUGGCGCGCGUCUUUUGUUAGAGCCAGAUGUGCAGGCACACUCUGCUCGGCCAUGUGAUACUGGCUCAGAUAUUGCGGCUUUACGUUCGGAGUUUUAUGAUCUCCCAUGGGAAAUCUUGGAUUUGGAUCAUACAUUCCCAGCAAAGGAAGGGCUCUACGCCAGCGAUCCCGAGAGCUUGAAGCUGCGCGGAGCACGGAUCCAGCGUCGGUUGGAGCAGAAAUUCAAAGAACUAAAAAACAGCGCAAGACCAGACAUUGUCGUUGUUACACAUGGCGGGUUUUUUGAGCUCCGUCAUCGGUCAAGAGAGGACAGAAGUCGGACAGGCAAAGUGGAAGACUUUUAUGGUGACAUUCGAUCAGGAUUCGAGAAUUGUUGUGGAAUCGGCUUCGGGAGAAUGACCGAGGCUUUGAUUCACUUGUUGGUGUUGUUAAUACAUGGAUUAAAAUAG